AUUAGCCCUCACCAGUUCGAGUUGGCCACAUGUGGUAACUUUCCGAAGACGAGAGGGUCACACCGAUGGAUCGUAGAUUUGGUUUUUGAAUGCCUCCUCCCCCUCUCUCCCCCCCCUCUCCCACCAUUUUUGUUUCUCCUUUUUUUCUGAUUUGUUUUUAAAUUUCUUCCCUCCCACAUAUUUAUUACCUCCCCCUUUUAACACGGGUUGGCUAUCGAUACGUUUCCUUACGCAACUGUGAGUGCUUUUUUUUUUGUGUGUGUGUGCUAUUUACACGAUAAUCUUUCGUCGGGAAGAAAAAAAGAGAAUAUUCGUACUUGUGUAUUUCGUGCCUUGUUAAAAUCUAUUUUUUUUUUAUUAUUACAAAGACAAAUGUUAAUGUUGUAAAGAAAAGAAUCUACACGGCUUUUUCUUUUUGUUUGGAAAGGAUUACCUGUGCUGUGUUCCUGUGACUUUGUUUGUGUUAUGGAUUACCUGUGCUGUGUUCCUGUGACUUUGUUUGUGUUAUGAUGAUCGGACACUGUGACUGACGGCCAGAGGUCAAGCACUUGCUGGUCAUCUGCCAAAACAAACAGGAAACCUUACGAAGAUCUAACCUUGUUUUUAAAGAAAAACCUCGACUAAAGAAAAAAAAAUGUUUCUAAGUGAAAGUCAGUAUACAUUAUCUGUCACUUUUCGAAUCGGAAUUUUAAAGCCAAAUAGAUCUCUUAAUUUGGCCACGUUGGAUAAAAAAAUCUGGUCACAUGUUUUCAGUUUGAUAGGAAAGUUUACAACUUUAAAUCAAAUACUCGAUUUGAUCUUUUAAAUUCCAUCAAGUACGUAGAUCUACAUCUCUGGGAGAGAACAAAAUCUUUCAAAAAGAUUUCCCCAAGGUGGAUGACCAGUUUAUUGCUACAGCCAGGGAAAUAACUAUUUGCUUUGUAUACUGACCUUUCAUACACACAGCGAUGUACAGCCGGCCGAAAGAGUCCAGCAGAGUUGUGUGUAACGGAUCUAUGUCUGUCGUCUGCUUAACCAAGCACGUGAUCAUCACGUGGCUAGUGGCAGGAAGUCUCUGCUGGACAAAUCCAGGGCUCAGCGCUUCGAAAAUCAGCGUAACUAAAGCGCUGGACGGAAACACUGACCCGUCCAGUUCAACAACGCUAAACAAUAUGUCUUCAACACUCUGCGGUCAGCAGCCUGACGAUUCUGUAUUCAGUCUGUGUCCGUUGGUUUGUAACUGUACCUGGAGUAACGGAGUAGCCGUCAUAUGCAGCCAGCCGGAAGUGCUGCAAGAGCUGCCGAGCAUUCCUGGAGAGUUAGCGAGACGAGUUGCCUAUUUAGUGAUACAGAAUCAACCCAGAAUCAAGCAUGUGGAUCGAUCCUGGUUUGAACACUUCAGUUGUUUGAAAAGCUUGCAGCUUACCGGAUGUCGUUUGCAAUGCAGAUGUGAAAACAAAUGGCUGGCUACUUCUGGAAUGGUCAACGAUACGUCCACGCUGAAGUGUAUUGAGGACGCUGGCAGCGGCGAUAAUAGCUCCACGGGCAGCAACUCAGUCACGUUCUCUUCGUCUGUAGAGAUGAACAAAUGUGAGAAACCAUUUAUUACGGACUGGCAUUACUUCGAAGCCCAACAUGGCACCCCUCUCAGGAUGAUCUACGAAGGGGGCGGCUACCCCACGCCUGACAUUCAGCUGUACCGCAACGGGUUCAGAACAAAAUUCGGCUCGGUGUAUCGUCAUAGAUCUUUGACCCCCAAACAUUUGAACGCCACGGUCAGGGGCGUCGUCGAAAUAGACGUCGUGUUGAAUGGCCAAUUUUCAGUGGUGCUGAGCAACGCUCUGGGCCACGUCAGGAGCCACAAUCUCACAGUGAACACUACAGUCAGUUUUCCCUAUGACAGGCAGCCGCUGUGGCUAUACACUGUCUCAACGUUGAAUGAGCCUGUGACCACCACACACUUGAUGUCAACAAGUAGCAACAGUCAGGACGAAACGCCGUGGAUUCACAUUUUCCUACCAGCCUUUGGAAGCAUUCUGUUCAUCGGCAUCGUCGUCGUGGUCAUCCGGUCCGUCUGGAGGAGAUCUCGACUCACUAGGCUGAUGACCAAUCGAAAGCCGAUGAAGAUGGACCGGAAGUGUAACGAUUUCUACGAAGGGCUGCCACUCUCAAGCCUCCACCUGGUUGACAACCCAAACUACUGUGUCAGCAGGAAAAAGACGAACCCGUUAAGAUGUCCCAAGACGGUGAAGCUUCAAACAAUUCUGCUCAUGCGGGUGAUAGGAGAGGGCGCUUUCGGCCGUGUCUUCCUCGGGACAUGCGCACACCUGAUCAAGAAGAACGAGUUCACCAUUGUGGCGGUUAAAACGCUGAAAGGGAACAGCAGCGAGUCGUUGAAGCGGGACUUUGAGCGGGAAGCGGAGAUGCUGUCCUCGCUGGAGCACGAGAAUAUCGUCACGUUCUAUGGCGUCUGCACCGAAAGUGACCAGUGGAUGAUGAUCUUUGAGUUCAUGGAAAAUGGGGAUCUCAACAAAUUUCUUAGAAUGCAUGGGCCUGAUGCUGCAAUGCUGAGAGCUGGAGAUAUGAGCCAAGAACUUCAACAGCAGCUUACAAAAGAGCAGUUGAUGAAGAUUGUCAUUCAGAUUGCCAGUGGUCUUGAAUACCUGGCGUCGCAACAUUUUGUCCACAGGGAUGUGGCCACCAGAAAUUGUCUGGUGGGCGCUGACCUGGUGGUGAAGCUGGGCGACUUUGGAAUGUCCAGGGAUAUUUAUUGUACAGACUACUACAAAGUAGACGGUACUGCUAUAAUCCCUGUCCGGUGGAUGCCUCCAGAGAGCAUCAUGUACAGGACAUUCACUGUGGAGUCUGAUGUCUGGAGUUUUGGUGUCACACUCUGGGAGGUCUACACUUAUGGCAAACAGCCUUGGUUUGAGUACUCCAACAUAGAGGUCAUUGAGCAUAUUAAGAACCACAGGACUCUUCGACGGCCUCCAAUUUGUCCUGAUGUCAUUUACAAAAUCAUGACGGGCUGCUGGAAGUCCAGUCCCCAGGACAGGCUGACCAUGAAGGAGAUCACAAGACUGCUGGAGACAGAACUUCCCAGCACACUGGUUUACAUUGAUAUUAUCGCUUAAUAAGGGUGCUACCGUGGUGCAGUGAAUUAACACAGUCAGUGUCUAUGUCGUGCUGGGGAUCCUAUCAGCAUAGCCUGAUUUAAUAUAGACUGGCUAAUGUUUGUGAGUAAUGGCGUAUUUAGACUUGGAAAGGUGCCUGGUGUAUUUGUGAUAAGAGCCCUUUUAUAAGUCCAGAUAUUAUAGGCCUAUGUCAGUGCUGAAUAUUUAUUUGGGGCUAUAGCUUGUGUUGACUUGGAAAGGUCCUGGUGUAUUUGUGAUAAGAGCCCUUUUAUAAGUCCAGAUAUUAUAUGUCAGUGCUGAAUAUUUAUUUGGGGCUAUAGCUUGUGUUGAUUUGGAAAGGUCCUGGUGUAUUUGUGAUAAGAGCCCUUUUAUAAGUCCAGAUAUUAUAUGUCAGUGCUGAAUAUUUAUUUGGGGCUAUAGCUUGUGUUGACUUGGAAAGGUCCUGGUGUAUUUGUGAUAAGAGCCCUUUUAUAAGUCCAGAUAUUAUAUGUCAGUGCUGAAUAUUUAUUUGGGGCUAUAGCUUGUGUUGAUUUGGAAAGGUCCUGGUGUAUUUGUGAUAAGAGCCCUUUUAUAAGUCCAGAUAUUAUAGGCCUAUGUCAGUGCUGAAUAUUUAUUUGGGGCUAUAGCUUGUGUUGAUUUGGAAAGGUCCUGGUGUAUUUGUGAUAAGAGCCCUUUUAUAAGUCCAGAUAUUAUAUGUCAGUGCUGAAUGUUUAUUUGGGGCUAUAGCUUGUGUUGACUUGGAAAGGUCCUGGUGUAUUUGUCACUUAUUUGUGUUAAGAGCCCUUUUAUAAGUCCAGAUAUUAUAGGCCUAUGUCAGUGCUGAAUAUUUAUUUGGGGCUAUAGCUUGUGUUGACUUGGAAAGGUGCCUGGUGUAUUUGUGAUAAGAGCCCUUUUAUAAGUCCAGAUAAUAUAUGUCAGUGCUGAAUAUUUAUUUGGGGCUAUAGCUUGUGUUGCCUAGAGGUAAAUCAGGCCUUGUUUGUAAGCUUCGGGAUAUUAUACGAUCGUGCAUAGAUAGGAAUGGCCAUAGUCUGAGUGAAUCGCCUUAGUCUAGAGGCAUCUUGAACAGACAAAUUUAUUAUAUUAUUCAUUAAAAAUGUUUGAAUGCCUUCACUUAAAAAAAAUAGUGAUAUGCAGUGGUCAUGUUUUGCUAAAUCUCUUAAAAAACUUUUGCCAAAAGACAAAAAAAAUGAAAUGUAAAAACUUUUACUUGUGUGCAUUAUAUGGACAAAAUCUACAUUUAUGAACUUGAGACGAAUUAUAGUCAGAGUGUUGAUUUUUCAAAAAUGCUAGUGUCGUCGAAAAAGUUUGAUGACAAAUUGUGAUGCAGUGAUUUCCAACAGAUUCAGAUCUAUGUGGUGCAUACUUAUUAGAGAACUCAUUGUUCUAUCUUUAUUUAUUUCAAUGUUAAAUAUGUAUAAAUCUUGUUACCAUUUUAAAAUUAAUAUUUUGAGGGCUAUUUAAUGUACAUUUUGUUUUUUAUGUUCAACUCCAAUUGAAUAGCAUGCCUCUGGACUGUCGUUGGGUCCCUGUCUACUGCCAUCUCUCCCUGUCCUGGGAGGUUUGGGGUAGGAUGUAAUUAUAUUCAAAUUUGGAAAAAAUUCAGAAAUUUUCUGAUGUUCAAAUGAAAUUCUUUGCAGUGAUUUUCUUAUGGAAUUUACUUUUUUUUCAUCAAGCUUCUCCGGCUAGAAUCUAUACCUAGAAUUUGAGAUCUAGUCCCUUGACAAAAAUGUCCUUAUCUUUUGUGGGCGCGUCUGUAGCAAGUAAAUUUACUUAUGGAGAAACUAGUCUCUGUUCAGACUUUCUUCUGUUGUUAUACUUUGGGGUGGGCGGAUAGAUUUAUCUUGAAGAAUCUCUCUGAGUGAGUUCCCUAGUAAAAACUAACAGCCACUUAUCUACUUCACUAAUCAGUAGGCCUACUUUGAUUAUUUCCCAGAUUUAAUGUUUUGUUUCUUGCAUUCUGAAUAAAGCAACUUUUGUAUUAUCUUUCUGAUGCCUUUUCACAAGAGUUUAUGAAUUGGCCUACUAGACACCUAUAGGACCUACGUGUUUAUCUAGGCUCUCGUUUCAAUAACAUUUCUAGGCCUACUUAUCAAGCCCGUAUUUUUUCUUGACUAAUUCGGACAUAAGUUGUCAUGCUCAUUAUUGUGGCUAGUAGAUCCAGCAGUCUUGUUUGAUUGUAUAAAACUAACGGUGUUUCAUCAACAUUAGUGUCCAUCACAGCGUUUUAAUUUUUGUAACACCUAGAGAUUUUGAUUUUUUUUUAGUCUGUGUAACAUAUAGGCCUAACUCUUUUACCAUGAUAAUUAGUCUUUAUUUAGUUAUUUUAAUCCUAAUAAUUGACAUUUUUCUGGCUAGAAAGGUCUUGCUCUAAUUUGAGUCCCAUUUUUUGUAAUUCAUCUAAUUUUUGUUUUGUUUCAAUAAUUCAGCAUCUUAAAUUGUUUUAUGCUUUAUACAUAAAUCUAUAUAUUAUGUUGUCAUCUUCUGUUUUGUCAUUUAGCCAGGUCAUAAAAAUCAAAAUUAAUAAUGGAUUGUUUUUUGUUUUUGUGUUGUUUUUUUUUUAGACUCAUUUAUUUAAACUCAUUAAUGAUUAUAAGUUGUUCCCACACACGUAGAAAGUGGUCCAUGGUUGUAUUGGACCACAAAAUGUAAUGUAGCCUAGGUUAAUAAGAUGUUAUUUACUACCUCAUAUUAUCAAAACUUUUUUGAUGAAAAACGUCUUUGAAACCUUUCAGUUGGUCUCCUAUGAUCUAAAUUUUCUAAAGCCUUGAUGUUAUCUUAAAUCGGAUUAGAGCAGAUCAAACUCUUAUAGUCAAAAUUCCAGUGGCUUUAAGUUUUCAACCAAUGUUUUUGAAAGGGAGAAUUUAACUUUUUAUGGUCCCUCUGAAACAAAAUGUCAUGUUGAUAAUGACCGAAAAUAGUCAAUCAUGGCAUUGCGUUCUUUUACCUCAUAUAAAAAAUAGAAUUGUUCAAUAAGUCUGAUUGAUAAACGUAUCUACAUGUUAUACAGAACUAGACAGGUGAUAUACAAAAUAUAUCAGAAAUAUAAAAAAAUAUCAGAUAUUCAAUUUCACCUAUCUCUUAGUCUUUUGAACCGUUGGGGCACUACACAAGAUCAGUUGACUGUCUUUCUUCAUUCUUCUUUUUCUUUUGCAUUGGAUAGAGCUUCCUUCAAAGACAGGCCUGUCCAUUCUUUUAUGUUGUCUUCCCUUCGCUUUCUCUGUCUGCCUCUUCUUUUUCCUGGUAAUGUUCCCUAACGGAAUGUCUUUUCGAGCCCUUGGGACCUUUUGGUAUAAAGAGUUUAAUUUUGCGUUUUAUUGACAGAAGUUAGCAAGUCAUCAUGAGGUCCACUUGCUGUAUUUUUCAAUAAAUACUCAUCUUUUAAUAAGAGAAGGUAAACAAACAGCACUUGGUUAUUCACCAAAAUAGCUAUUUUAUUUUUCUCAUCGAAAUAUAUAAAUAAGGACAAGUGGAAUUACGCCAAGCAUAAUUAAGUAAUAAUAAAUUCUGUUCAGUAAACUGUUACACAGUGCAGCAUGUUGUGUUAAUGCAGCUUAUUGAAUGUUAUUUCAUGUUUACAUCAAGUGCCGCUAAACUGCUUGUUUAGAUGUUACGUGCUAAAGACAAAAGUUGCAUUUUUAGUGAGCGACUUAUUACUCAUGAUUUUUACUGUGUGUUUGUUGAAAGGUGCAUCUAAGGGACAACAUCGCAAUAAAAUUACUAGUUGAUGUGUGAGUUUAUGACUGAACUGUUGAUCUGUAUAAUAUAAAUUCACCUGUAUUUUUUAAAUGCUUCCUGUUUAAGAAUGUCUAUCGAGAAUGUGUCAGUAAUGGUUACUUAGAUGCAGUAACUUGUUUCAAAAAGUAAGUGUUAAUAAACUUUUUGUUAUAAUUUGCUAAUCAUCCCACUUCUGACACUAUGUAAUAUUUUUAAAAAAGGAAAUUUGUUUACCAACUAGGAAGUAUUAUUGCUAUCAAGUGACUCUUGCUGAUGUAUUAAACUUACUGAAGAAAAUAAUAUUUAUUAUUAGAAUAAUAAAUCUUUAUGUCAGGUAACAUUUUUUUUACAAAUCAAAAAUAGCAAUUUAUUAUCUUAAAUAAUUUUUUACUAAUAGGCCAAAGUCCUAUAUAUAUAUAUAUAUAUAAGCUAACAUAGCUUUAACAAUUACAAUGUGAUGCAGUUGUUUAAGACUUUCAAUUUUGCAGUUUCUAAAUCAUUAAAAUUUAUAUAGGCCUGUGACCUGACAUGUUGAAACAGGGGAGGUAACAAUGACUAGGGUUCGUUUGGGUACAGUGUACUAUACUCAAAUAUUUAUGUCACAUCUAUUACAAGUACUAAGGGGAAAAAAAAGUUCAAGUCUACACCAUUGUUUAUGCUCAAAAUGUAAAUGAUAUAUUGUUUAAACAGGACUUUUUAAAAUAGAUUUUUUAAGUUCUUACUUUUUUAAUUGAAAUUAUUCUUAUUAUUUUAGUUAAGUUGUUUAAAAAAUGUUCUUGACCAUUAAAAAUACCUAGAUUAA
Molecule: messenger RNA, 7629 nt
Organism: Biomphalaria glabrata
Lineage: Eukaryota; Metazoa; Mollusca; Gastropoda; Planorbidae
Product: putative neurotrophin receptor LTRK 1
Exons: 13
Coding region: 948-3113 (721 amino acids)
Biological process (GO): protein phosphorylation; positive regulation of kinase activity; multicellular organism development
Cellular component (GO): signaling receptor complex; axon
Molecular function (GO): neurotrophin receptor activity; neurotrophin binding; transmembrane receptor protein tyrosine kinase activity
Source: RefSeq, a predicted model, not a curated record